AUGGUGCAGUCGCAAACCCUUGGCUGGCUUUCCGCCACUCUCCUUGCACUUCUUUCACAAUCCAAUGCACAAGAGAGCAAGACUUUUGACCCUCUUCAAUACGUCGACCAGCUUAUCGGCGCGAGCAAUGGAGGCAAUGUCUUUCCUGGCGCGACUUUGCCGUACGGCAUGGCCAAAGCCGUUGCCGACACCAACAGCGGCAGCAACCAAGGCGGCUUCACGCUCGAUGGUGCCCCCGUCUCUGGAUUCAGUGUUCUUCACGACUCAGGGACGGGUGGUUCUCCAUCAUUGGGGAACUUCCCGCUGUUCCCGUAUAACAAAUGCAAUGGUGGCGACGUGAACAACUGCGCCUUUCCUAAGAAGACGCGCGUAAGCUUUGGCAAGUUUGCCAACGAAAGUGUUCAAGCGAAACCAGGAUAUUUCGGCAUCACUCUUCAAAGUGGACCUCAAGUUGAAAUGACGACAACUCAACACACAGCUUUGUUCCGCUUCACCUUCAAAGGAGCUGCUGCUGGCGACAAGCCGCUCAUUCUUCAGGACCUCAGCGAUCUCUCCGACUCGCGACAAGACAACGGCACCAUAAAAGUUGACCCCAAGACUGGUCGCAUUACUGGCAAUGCAAUUUUUGUUGCUAGUUUUGGUCAGGGCAAAUACCAGCCGUUCUUCUGUACCGACUUCCACGGCGCAGAUAUUGCUGACAGUGGCAUCUACGCUGAUAGUCGCGCUACCACUGAUGUUCAUGAGCUCAAGAUUUCCCGUUCAAUCAACGGAUACCCCCUGCCCGGUGGUGCUUUUGUGCGUUUCGCUAAUGGAGACAAGCCGGUGUAUGCCCGCGUUGGACUCAGUUUCAUUAGCAGCGAGCAGGCUUGUGCCAAUGCUGAGAGUGAAAUACCAAAGUUUGACUUCAACAAGCAUGUCAAGGAUGCACAGAAUAUCUGGCGAAAAAAGCUAUCACCUAUUACUGUUAAUGCAAAAGGUGUUGAUGAGAGCUUCGUGAGGAACUUCUACUCUGGCAUUUACCGGACCAUGGUGAAUCCGCAGAACUACACGGGAGAAAAUCCAUUCUGGAAUGAUGGAGAGCCAUAUUUCGAUUCGUUCUACUGCAUCUGGGACUUGUUCCGUUCGCAGUUUCCGUUCCUCACGAUUCUCGAUCCGGAGGCCGUGGCUCAAAUGGUGCGUUCGCUCAUUUCAACGUAUGAGCAUGAUGGCUGGCUGCCAGAUUGCCGUAUGACUUUCAGCAGAGGCUAUACGCAGGGUGGCUCUAACGCCGAUAAUGUACUGGCGGAUGUGUAUCUUAAAGGCAUCGAAGGCGGCAUUGAUUGGAACAAGGGGUACGAAGCGGUAAAGAAGGAUGCCGAGGUGGAACCAUUCGACUGGUGCUGCCGUGGCAGAGGAGGCAUCGACUCCUGGAAUAAGCUGGGCUAUGUGCCAGUCCAAGACUUUGACUUCAAGGGAUUCGGAACUCUCACAAGAUCUGUCAGUCGCACCAUCGAGUAUGCAUACAACGACUUUUGCAUCUCACAAAUGGCAAAGGGCCUUGGAAAGAAAGGGGAACAGGAGAAGUAUAUCGCAAGCAGUGGAAACUGGAAUAACUUGUACAAAGCGGACCAGCCGUCUCUGCUGCCAGACGGCACCAAUACUGGAUUUACGGGAUUCUUCCAACCAAGAUAUCACAACAAGACAUGGGGAUACCAGGAUCCUCUCAAGUGCAGUAACACGGACUCAAAGAGCGUUUGCUCUCUGCAGAACAGCGGCCCAGAAACAUUUGAGAGUAGCAUUUGGGAAUAUGGCUUCUUUGUUCCUCACGACCAAGCUCAACUAAUCGCACUCUAUGGUGGACCAGAUUCGUUUGUCAAGCGUCUUAACUAUCUGCAUGACAAGGAAAUCACUUAUAUUGGCAACGAGCCAGCAUUUUUGACCGUCUUCCAGUACCAUUAUGCCGGUCGCCCUGCGGAAUCUGCCCGCCGGAGUCACUUCUAUGUUCCCAAAUAUUUCUCUCCGAAGCCCGACGGUCUUCCAGGCAACGAUGACAGCGGCGCGAUGGGUUCAUUCCUAGCGUUCUCCAUGUUGGGAUUGUUCCCCAAUCCGGGACAGAAUGUGUAUCUGAUCAUACCUCCAUAUUUUGAGAGCGCAAAGAUCAAGCAUCCACUAACAAAGAAGACGGCCACCAUCAGAAACAUCAACUUUGACCCAACCUACAAGAAUAUUUACAUCCAGAAUGCAACGUUGGAUGGCAAGCCAUACACCAAAAACUGGAUCGACCAUUCCUUCUUCACUGAGGGCAAGGAGCUUGUUCUCACUCUCGGCAGCACAGAAAGCUCCUGGGGCACAGCCGUCAAAGACCUGCCGCCAAGUGUGAGCUCAUACACAGGAUUCAAUGGAACAUAUAACAAGCAUUCCGUCCGGGCUCCACGAGGAAAUGGAAACUACCGUGGGGAGUUCCGACGCGGCGGUUUGGGGUUGUGA
Molecule: messenger RNA, 2466 nt
Organism: Pochonia chlamydosporia 170
Lineage: Eukaryota; Fungi; Ascomycota; Sordariomycetes; Hypocreales; Clavicipitaceae
Product: alpha-1,2-mannosidase subfamily
Exons: 2
Coding region: 1-2466 (821 amino acids)
Biological process (GO): protein quality control for misfolded or incompletely synthesized proteins; glycoprotein catabolic process; carbohydrate metabolic process
Cellular component (GO): nucleus; cytosol
Molecular function (GO): peptide-N4-(N-acetyl-beta-glucosaminyl)asparagine amidase activity; carbohydrate binding
Source: RefSeq, a predicted model, not a curated record